UGCAUGAAGUGUGGAGGAGGGACCUCUCCUGUAGUCUGGGGCACUAGUGAGCUAAAGCAAGCCUAGUAUAGACAGAAAGGCAGCAUCAGUUCUAAUGCAAUAAAAAUGACUGAAACAUAGAGAGACAUGAGACAUACACAGUGACAGCUCUGACAACAUACAUCUCAUACAUAAGACAUAGCUGCAAGAGAAGGAAGAGAUUGACAUAUCUGACAGGUAGACUGCUCAGGAGACUGUCAAAAAAGUAGUUACUGAGGUAUGAGAAAAGGUCCCUAGUUAGAGAAAAAGAAACAGAUUUAGAGACAGUUGUGGGGAGUAAGAUACUGAUAAGUGGGACAAAUAAGAUCCAGGCAGACAGAAGGGAACUAUACCAGAUACAGCCUGUAACAGAGGGGAGUCACUUCAGACACAGACAGCUGUGACACAGGGCAUAACUAUGUGUCAGACUUGGUGUUUGAAGAAUGCUGAGCUCACUUUCUAGGGCUUUGGCUGUUGAGAAUUUCUUAUAGAUGCAGUCUCUGAAUAUACCACUCCUGUGCAGAUGUAGCAUUUAGCAGUAUUCCUACACCCAGUGACUAUAGAUGCAGUGCUGGGAUUUAUAGAGGGUGGCAUAAAGUGCCCUUUUUCUUGGCGAGAUGUUUCGGUCGUUCUUGUCCCUCUUCCUGCUUUUAAAAUGUGUGGCCCUGACCCCAUCAAUGAGACGUCCAAGUUGCCAUGAGGUGCGAGCAGCCUUUCAGCUCCAGCAGGUUGGAAGAGGAAGGUUGGUACCCGAGGUACCUGUGGAGGAAUCUGACCUCCAGAUAUGCCAAAACAAAGCUCCCACGUGCUGCACAAGGAGAAUGGAGGAGAGUUAUCAGGCAGCAGUAAAGCAAGAGCUAUUCCAUAACAUCCAAGCUCUGAACUUCGAGCUCAAAUUUAUGAUAGUUGGACACAUGUCUGCAUUUCAAGAGACAUUUGAUUCUGUGAUACGUGUAGCUACAAACCACACCAUGGCUCUGUUUCACAGCACCUACCUUUUGCUGGCACCAGAUGUUGAGGAUCCCAUAAAGGAGUUAUUCACUGACAUCUCACUUUAUAUCCUGGGGGAGGAGAUACCUGUAGAGGGCGCAGUAUCACGCUUUUUUGAUGCUCUUUUCCCCCUCGUUUAUAAUCGUCUUUUAAACCCAGACAUGGCCUCUCUGUCAGAGGAAUAUUUGGAGUGUUUGCGUCUGACACGGAAGGACAUUAACCCAUUUGGAUCCUACCCUAGUGCAGCGGUUACAAACCUUUCCAAAUCUCUCUGGGCCAGCAGGAUGAUGAACAAAGCUCUGAGCUUAGCAGUCCAGGUAAUCAACACCACUGAACAUGCUGGUCUGACAAAGGAGUGUAUCCGUGCCCUAGUUAGGAUGCAGUACUGCCCUCACUGCCAGGGCUUCACACUGAUCAGGCCUUGUGUUGGUUACUGUCUCAAUGUCAUGAGGGGUUGUUUGGCAAGCCUGGCAGAUUUGGAGAUCCCAUGGAGGAACUUUAUAACCUUAUUAGAACAUCUCGCAGGACAGAUGUCUGGUUCACAUGAUCUGGAAUUGGCACUGUUGGGGAUCCAGGACAUGGUGAAAGAAGCUAUUCAGCAUGCAGAGUCACAUGGAUCAGACCUUACCUCCAUGGUAGACAAGGUAUGUGGGAAGCCACAGGAGAGCUUGGUGAGGAUCCACACAGAUGUCACAACGCAGGUAGAUCCCAAGGUUGAAAUGCCAACACCAGCCACGCUGCUCCCUCCUGGGCAUAUGAGAAGCUCUCUGCCUCUGAAAGCUUCAAAGAACGACAAGCCUCGUAAUUUGAAAAGAAUAUCUCGGGAGUUUAUCAACUACAUGAAGCUAUCAAGAACAUUUUAUGCCUCUUUUGCUGAACGUUUGUGCGAUGGGGACCUGGCAGUCAGAGAUGGUUCCACCUGCUGGAAUGGAGAUGAUGUUGUAGAAAGUUACACAAACAUGGUUGUGUCCAAUGGAGUUAAAGCUCAAACAAACAAUCCAGAAGUUAAAGUCAGAGGACUAAAUCUGCACAUCCGCCAAACCAUUGAAAGGCUGCAGCAAUUCACACAGAUGGGCACAGAGAAGAGGAUUAAACCAGAGAGGUGGCGUUUUGUAGAAGGCAGUGGAGGGGAUGGAACAGGUGAAGAUGCAGAUCCAAGUGGAGACUGUGAUGAUGAGGACGGGUGUCAAGGCUCUGGUGGCACAGAACAGAUUGACACAAAGAAACACUCUGAAGAUUCCAGAAGAGGAAAGUCAAGCACGAAAGUUUUAAACCUUCCUAAUCCAAGUGCUACCAAAAUCUCAGAUAGUCAGAAGAAUCUUUCAGGCACUGGUAGCAGAAUAACUAUUUCUUCGACCAUGCUUGUGGCCUUAUUCAUUCUUAGAGAGUGUAUGUCACAGCUUUGAAAUGCUACUUUUUACAAAUAUUUUCUAUAAUCCUCUAAAGCCUUAUCCAAGUGAAGGAAGACUGCUGCUUUAUACAGUGGACUGGAAGAGACAAUAUGAAUGUGAUGAUGGCGGACUUUGUUUAUGGUUCUAAGUGGAAUAAUGGGCACAUGCAAUGGACUUAUGUGCUGGGAGAAGUAAAUAUUGUGGUGACAGACAGUAAUUUAAACCUCAGACAGCCUGGAAAUAAACUUGCAGGGUUAUAUUGGUCAACUUGUUCCAAAAGAUAGGUUAUGAUUAAUAAAACUUGGAAAAAACCCAGCGUAUAAUCUGCAGUGCUCAUAGCCGGACUAACAUGUCUAGGAGAAUAUGCAUUUUGUUAAUUUUGAGUUACAAUUAAGGGCCACUUUGCACUUUAGAAGCCUGUGUACAAAUAUAUAUAUUUUUUCUUGGUUUGCAUAUACCUCUAGAAAUGAACGUUUCGAAGACAGUUAUUAUCACCCUUGACUCCUGCAACUGAAUCUUGCAAAAUAUAUUUUCUUUCAUUUUGCUUUCUGCAUAUAUUUUUUAUAUUUUAAAUAGCAUUUAUGGUUUAGUUUUGCUAUACACUUGGACAAAACCACUAAAGCAUAUAAUGGAGUUUUAGCUACCAAGAUCUGGCAAAGAAAGUGAUUAAGAGGGUCUGCAAUUGUGUAAUCUAAAAGAAAACAUUGAAUUAGAGAGUGUAAGUCAUAUCUUUGUGUUUAAUGGACAUGAAAAGCGCUAUAUAUAUAUUAUAUUUUAAAAUGUGUCCCAGCUCAUUUUUUGUUAUUUUUUAAUGUGAUAUUCCAGUGCUAAGUAGCCAUUCUUCUUCUUGAUGUAAAUAGUUGUAUCUGCCUCCCGCUACAAAACGUAAUCAGCUAUAAAAAGUUACUUUAAAACCCCUUUUUUGGCAAUACAAGCUGAUCAUGGAUAUUAGUUGAUUUUAGUAGUUUGAUUCAGUUGCCCAACAAAAAUAUAUAAAUAAGGCUCAGAGCCCUUCUUCUGACAUCAUACACAUUUUAUUAUUAAGGGUUAAGAUCCAUAUAACCAUAUAAAGUGUAUAAAGCGUUUUUGUAUAGUAUCUUAUUUUUUUCCAGAAAUCACAAAGCUUUCUACAUAAAAUAGGUUUUCUCUAUAAAGUGGAGAAAAAAAAUUCCAUCAUCUUUAGUGAUUAAAUAAAGUCCAGUAAAAUUA
Molecule: messenger RNA, 3608 nt
Organism: Bombina bombina (fire-bellied toad)
Lineage: Eukaryota; Metazoa; Chordata; Amphibia; Anura; Bombinatoridae
Product: glypican-5-like
Exons: 9
Coding region: 636-2414 (592 amino acids)
Biological process (GO): regulation of protein localization to membrane; positive regulation of canonical Wnt signaling pathway; cell migration
Cellular component (GO): plasma membrane; extracellular region; cell surface
Source: RefSeq, a predicted model, not a curated record